Molecule: messenger RNA, 1137 nt
Organism: Miscanthus lutarioriparius
Lineage: Eukaryota; Viridiplantae; Streptophyta; Magnoliopsida; Poales; Poaceae
Source: the annotation of a GenBank genome assembly
AUGAGAGGGAGGGCGCACCAGCUCAAGGGAGAAGUGCGCCGCCGGAUGUUCGACGCUGGCGGCGAGGCUACGAGGAGCGUGGCUGACAUGGUGCCGCUAGUGGACACGCUCCAACGCCUCGGCAUCGACAACCACUUCUGCCAGGAGGUUGACGCCGCGUUAAAACGCAUCAACAGCUGCGAGAGUUUGGACGACGGCCUCCAGAUCGUUGCUCUUCGCUUUCGUCUACUUAGGCAACAUGGCGUCUGGGUUCCUGCAGAUGUAUUCGACAGAUUCAGAGAUGAAAGGACGGGCAGUUUCAGUGAAAGUCUGGCCAGUGAUCCGAGGGGCUUACUGAGCCUAUACAACGCGGCUCACAUGGCAACACCUGGCGAGCAGGCCCUCGACGAAGCCAUCUCCUUCUCCAGGCGUCACCUUGCGUCCAUGAAUGGCAGGCUCCCGUCGCCACUGGAAGAGCAAGUGUCCCGUGCCCUCGACAUCCCACUCGCACGCCUGCCAAAGCGGCUGGAGACGUGUGUGGUGUUCCAUGAGGAGGAAUACUCUCGUGCGCGAAUGCUGUUUGCCAAGACAUUCGGGUUGCUGUCCUUGAUGGAUGACACGUACGAUGUGUAUGCUACAUUAGAGGAAUGCCAUAUACUCAACGAUGCUAUACAGAGAUGGGAUGAAACCACUGCUUCCAUUCUUCCAGAGUACAUGAAAAUGUUCUACAUCAAUCUUGUGAGGAACUUUCAAGAGUUUGAGCAUAGUUUGCAGCCAAAUGAGAAGUACCGCGUAUCCUAUGCAAAGCAAGCGUUUAAACUGUCAUCAAAGUAUACUAUCUGGACGAGGCCAAAUGGUGACAUGGCGACCAGGGAGGCGUUCCAGUGGGCGAUCGGCGUCCCGGACCUGCAUGGUCACCGCCAGUGGAGAGGGGAGGAGGCGGUGACCGCGAUCGCGGGGAUGGCGGAGCACGCGUGGAAGACGAUUAACCGGUCGUGCAUGGAGAUGGAUAGCGCCCUGUUGCCGGCCGCGCAGCUGGUGGUGAACCUGACCAAGACGCUGGAGGUCAUAUACCUUGGCGGCAGAGAUGCCUACACCUUUGCUGCCGACCUCAAGGAUCUCGUCGUCUCCCUCUUUCUCAACGGCCCUACUGUUUGA